Brenthis ino (lesser marbled fritillary) is the source of this 1902-nucleotide messenger RNA. The record is from the annotation of a GenBank genome assembly. Lineage: Eukaryota; Metazoa; Arthropoda; Insecta; Lepidoptera; Nymphalidae.
AUGAAGUCUUGGGGUGAAUCGCUAGGGCGGAAUGCCUCGGCGCAUUUCUAUGGAGUGGGGAGGCUUCGGAGAGCGCUGCUGCUGUUGGCCGCCGCGGCGUGCACCGCUGCCGCCGUGUUGUAUUGGCGGCAGCAGACCGACGACUCCGCUCAUCGACCCGCGCAUUCCUUAUAUGCAGGCAUAGAGCCGCAGUGGACAUGGAUUUGUCGACACGAUCGUUGCGAAAGACUUCUGGCAUCCGAAACUAAUAUACUACAAUCUCUACCCACUUGUAACAUGCUGUGUGCAUCCACGCAACUCUGGCCUCAGCCCACCGGCCCGGUGAGCCUCGCUACCGCCGCCACACACGUGCGAUCCAACAGUUUCUCUCUACAGAUACUAGCAUCCCCUUCCCGAGAUGUCACAGACCAUCUUAAUGAGGCGUUUAGUUUAAUGCGUGACGAUUUAAAAACUCUAGAACGAAGCAGUGGCAUUGAAAACAGGCGGAGUGAUAGCGCUGUACGGGAUGUCUUAGUUCGUGUCGCCGUCAACGGCAGCGGAGACCCUCGCAUGCGACAAGAUACAGAUGAAAGCUACAAAUUGGUGCUACGACCGAGCGGAAAAUCUCUCAUCGUCGAUAUAACCGCGCACUCGUUUUGUGGAGCUCGACAUGGAUUCGAAACGUUGUCACAACUAGUUUGGCUAGAUCCUUACAUAGGCUCCCUUCUAGCUCUUGAGGCGGCGACUGUAGAGGACUCCCCUAAAUUCCGAUACCGCGGACUUCUUCUAGAUACAGCGCGAAACUACUUUCCCGUUAAAGAUAUUCUACGCACAAUUGAUGCAAUGAGCGCGUGCAAAAUGAACACGUUUCACUGGCAUGUCAGUGAUUCCCAAUCUUUUCCUUUGAAAUUGAACAGUGCGCCUCAAUUGGCGCAACACGGCGCGUACGGCCCUGGGGCAAUAUAUACUCCACAAGACGUCCGGCUUAUUGUUAGAAAAGCUCGAUUACGUGGUAUACGAGUCUUAAUAGAGGUAGACGCACCCGCGCAUGUCGGCAAAGCCUGGACCUGGGGUCCAGUCGAAGGUCUUGGUCAUCUAGCACACUGCGUUGAAUUAGAACCAUGGAGUACAUAUUGUGGGGAACCUCCCUGUGGACAAUUGAACCCUCGAAAUCCUCACGUGUACUCACUUUUAGAGCGCAUUUACGCAGAAAUUAUUGAAUUAACAGGUGUCGAUGAUAUAUUCCAUCUCGGUGGAGAUGAAGUAUCAGAACGUUGCUGGGCACAGUAUUUUAAUGACACUGAUCCUAUGGAAUUAUGGCUUGAUUUUACCAAACGUGCGAUGCAGUCGUUGGAACGAGCUAAUGGGGGCAAGCUUCCCGAUUUAACGCUUCUGUGGUCUUCUCGUCUAACUCACACUCCUUAUCUGGAACGCCUCGAUAAAAAACGGUACGGGAUACAAGUGUGGGGUUCGUCACGAUGGCCGGAAUCACGCGCUGUAUUAGACGCAGGUUAUCGUUCGAUAUUGUCCCACGUGGACGCUUGGUAUUUGGACUGCGGGUUCGGUUCCUGGCGAGACAGUUCCGACGGACACUGCGGACCGUAUCGGUCGUGGCAGCAAAUAUACGAACAUAGACCCUGGUUUGAAGAAAUGCCCGCGUUAGCUACAGGGAUGGAACCGUGGAGGAUUGAAGGGGGCGCAGCCUGCCAAUGGACUGAACAGUUGGGCACAGGAGGCUUAGACGCCAGAGUAUGGCCUCGGACUGCAGCUCUCGCGGAACGUUUGUGGUCAGAUCGUUUAGAUGGAGCCACCGCAGACGUUUACCUUAGACUUGACACACAACGAUCUCGCUUAGUCGCUAAAGGAAUUCAAGCAGCUCCUCUCUGGCCUCGAUGGUGCUCUCACAACCCACACGCCUGCCUU